Messenger RNA from Closterium sp. Naga37s-1, 4275 nucleotides. The record is from the annotation of a GenBank genome assembly. Lineage: Eukaryota; Viridiplantae; Streptophyta; Zygnematophyceae; Desmidiales; Closteriaceae.
AUGCAAACCGAGUCAUCAUGGGCCAUCACAGCAGUGAGCGCGGUGGAAAUGGCGUACGCGUUAGUGGCUGCCUCGACGCCCUCCAUGGAUCUCCCAAGCGCAUAUCACUACAGCAGGUGCUGGACUGCAGGAACAGAACCAGCAGCAGUUGUGCGGCGGGCGGGUGGUCGACCCACCCGCACCCCUUCCCCCUGCCGUCACCCACCCUUCCCACCCCCCAACCCCGUAGGUGCUACUGCAGGAACAGCAGCUGUUCUGCCAGCGGCCGCGCCACUCCCUUUCGCGUCACCCACCGUUCUCCUCUCCUUCUCUCAACCCCCAACCCAACCCCUCAGGUGCUGGACUGCAGGAAUAGCACGAGCAGCAGCUGUGCGGCGGGCGGGUGGUCGACCCACCCGCACCCCUUCCCCCUGCCGUCACCCACCCCUCCUGCCUCUCCCCACCCACAACCCAUCAGAUUCUGGACUGCAGGAACGCAACGAGCAGCAGCUGUGCAGCGGGCGGGUGGCCGACAACAGCGCUGGACUACAUGGUGGACGCCACGCUCACGUGGGGGGGGCUUGCGAGCGAGUCUGGGUACGCGUACACGUAGAAGGACGGCAAAUGCAACAGGGGAAAGGUACAGCUGGGGGAGGUAUGCCUGGGGGAGGUAUGCCUGGGGGAGGUAUGCCUGGGGAAGGUAUGCCUGGGGGAAAGGACGCUGACGUGGCGGGGCUUGCCGCCGAGGCUGGCUACGCAUACGCGCAGAAGGACGCCAAAUGCAACAGGGGAAAGGUAUUCUUGUGGCAGUCAAAGCUUGUACUAAAUUGUGCUCAUCCUUUCCUUUUUCCCUCCAACACUCCUUCCCUCCUCUCUUCCUCCACCUCUCCCUCCCCCCUUUCUCCCUCCACCUCUCCCUCCCCCCUCUCUCCCUCCACCUCUCCCUCUUUCCUCUCUCCCUCCACCUCUCCCUCUUUCCUCUCUCCCUCCACCUCUUCCUCUUCCCUCUCUCCCUCCACCUCUUUUUCUUUCCUCUCUCCCUCCACCUCUCCCCUUCCCCUUCCCCCGUACACGCUUCCCUUCCGCCCUCUUCCCCAGGGCAUAUGCAGCGACGCAGGGUGUGCAGCGGCAGGGGUGGUGGAUCACAGUGUGGUGGUGAUGGGGUACAGCUUAACGUCAUCGGAAGGCGCCUACUGGAUCCUCCGCAACUCCUGGGGGGGCACGUGGGGCAUGCAGUCACCGCAGAACCCAUGUGGGGGGGGCACGUGCGAGGAGGUGAUGGAUAGAUUCUACACGUGCUCGUGCCUGGACCCGCUCUUCAUUCCCGUUGCCGACAAGGGCGGCACCCAGACGUGUGUGUUUGUCGACGUGUGCAGCCAGCAGGACGAAAACCCGUGUGCAGUCGGCACGUGCAUCAACGACAAGGCGGGCGGCUUCUUUUGUCUCUGUCCACCGGGAUUCGACCAGGGGUACCGCCCGAACGGUGCUCACACAUGCGUCCUAACCUCCAACCCCUCAUACACCGUCAUCUUCCCAAUAGACAUCAGCUGUCCGCUCGUCUACCAGCUCUACGGCCUCACAGAGGAGGCGUUUCUCGCUCAGAACCCCAACCUGGGAAUGGAUCACUGCAAGUCCAUCCCGGCCAACACGGCAGUGAGCGUGGCGCCACCCCUCAAGGGGGCAGUGUACUUGCGAAACCAUCCUUGCCAACACGGGAGUGAGCGUGGCACCACCCUCAAGGGGGCAGUGUAUUGUGCGCUCUACUACUCGUGGACGGAAAAUGACACGUGUGAGAGCGUGGCGGACAGUUUCUGGCUCACAGUGGACGACUUUCUGACGCUCAACCCCGGAAUCAACUGCACGGAUUGCACCACCUGGAACGCUCUGAGCGUGAACCAGCAGCUGUGUGUGGCGAAGGGCAGCGGGGGAGGGGACGUGCCCACGCUGCCCAUGUGCACGGCAUGGUACACAGUACACUCGGGGGACACAUGCGAGAGCAUCAUGAAGGAUUUCGCUCUCAACCAAACCACCUUCUUCUCACUCAACCCGGGCGUGGGCUGCGACAGCCUCUUCGCGUCUGUUGGGGGCAGCAGCCUCGGCUGGAGUGGGGGUGGUGUGCAGGUGAGGGAAUGGCAGCAGGUGAGGGCUGGGGAGGAGAAAAUGGAGAUAAUAAUCCUCUUCACGUCUGUUGGGAGCAGCAGCCUCGACUGGAGUGGAGGUGGUGUGCAGGUGAGCGGUGGGGAGCAGGUGAGGGGUGGGAUGCAGGUGAGGGGAUGGCGUGCUGGUGAGGGGUGGGAUGCAGGCUCGUCGACCCAGUCUCUCCCCCCACCCUCCACGCCCGCCCACCCAUCCCCUUGGGCCAUCGCAGCACCGCGCCUCGAAAUUAGAGCAGCGUGCCUUGAGGUUAUAGCAGCGUGCCUCGAGAUUGGAGCAGCGUGCCUCGAGAUUGGAGCAGCGUGCCUCGAGAUUGGAGCAGCGUGCCUCGAGAUUGGAGCAGCUUGCCUCGAGAUUAGAGCAGCGCGCCUCGAGAUUAGAGCAGCGUGCAUCGAGACUAGACAGACCGAACCAAAGCCCCUUUUCUCCCCUCGAAAGGGAUCACCCCCUCGAAAGGGAUCAGCCCCGAGCUACCGAUGCAGCGCGAAUCCCGCGGUGGCCUCGGUGGCUCCCAAGUACGCGAACCGGUUCUUCCGGCUGAUCAGCACCCUCUUCGACGCGUCGACGGGGAAUGUCAUAACGGAAAUCCUUACCAACGGUCGCAACUGGGUGGAGGACCCGCGCCUCGAGCCCGUUCUUGCGCUGCGCUCCGAAGGCAAAUGCAAGGCAUCAUGGGCAAUCACAGCAGUGAGCGCGGUGGAAAUGGCAUACGCGUUAGUGGCUUCCUCAACGCCCUCCAUGGAUCCCCCCCAGCGCCUAUCAGUACAGCAGGUGCUGGAAUGCAGGAACAGCACGAGCAGCAGCUGUGCGGCGGGCGGAUGGCCGACGGCAGCGCUGGACUUCAUGGUGGACGCCACAAUGACGUGGGGGGGGCUCGCCUGCGAGGCUGGGUACGCGUACACGCAGAAGGACGGCAAAUGCAACCGCAACAAGGCGAAGCAGCAGGCGACGGCCAUAGGCAUCACGGGGUACGACCAGGUGGACUACUACGGCUGGCUUGGCCUGAUGCUCGCUGUUUACGCUCAGCCCACCAUUGCAUUCGUGCGAGGCUCCUACCCCUCCUUCCAGACAUACACAGAUGGCUUAUACUAUGACCAGGGGUGUGCAGCGGCAGGAGUGGUGGAUCACAGCGUGGUGGUGAUGGGCUACAGCAUCUCCGCGGUGGAGGGCGCCUACUGGAUCCUCCGCAACUCCUGGGGGGCUGGCUGGGGCAUGCAGGGAUACAUGAAGAUGUCAUUUGAGGGAGGCGUUGGCAUCUGUGGCAUUCACUCAGUGCCGGCCCUCUACCCCAUCAUCCAGACGCCCUUGCCAUGCCAGUCACCGCAGAACCCAUGUGGGGGAGGCCAGUGCGAGGCGGGCAUGGGUAGCUACUAUGGAUGCGUGUGUCUGGAUCCCAUUUUCAUUCCCGUUGCCGACAAGGGCGGCGCGCAGACGUGUGCGUAUGCCGACGUGUGCAGCCAGCAGGACGAAAACCCAUGUGCGGUCGGCACGUGCAUCAAUGACAAUGCGGGCGGCUUCUUUUGUCUCUGUCCGCCGGGAUUCGACCAGGGUUACCGCCCCAAUGGCGCUCACACAUGCGUCCCAUCCACCCCCCCCUACACAUACACCGUCGUCUUCCCAAUAGACAUCGACUGUCCGCUCGUCUACCAGCUCUACGGCCUCACAGAGGAGGCGUUUCUCGCUCAGAACCUGCAGCUGGGCGUGGAUCACUGCGAGACCAUCCCGGCCAACACGGCAGUGACUGUGGCGCCGCCCCUCAUGGGGGCGGUGCACUGUGUGCUCUACUACUCGUGGACGGCAACUGACACGUGCCAGAGCGUGGCCGACAAUUUCUGGCUCACAGUCGACGAUCUGGUGACGCUCAACCCGGGGAUCAACUGCACUGAUUGCACCGCCUGGAACGCUCCGACCGUGAACCAGCAGCUGUGUGUGGCGAAGGGCAGCGGGGGAGGGGACGUGCCAAAGCUGCCCAUGUGCACUAGAUGGUACACGGUGCAGUCGGGGGACACAUGUCAAAGCAUCAUGGCGGAUUUCUCUCUCAACCAAACCGCCUUCUUCUCCCUCAACCCGGGCGUGGGCUGUGACAGCCUCUUCGCGUCUGUUGGGGGCAGCACCUUCGGCUGGAGUGGGGGUGGUGUGCAG